Molecule: messenger RNA, 1375 nt
Organism: Gambusia affinis (western mosquitofish)
Lineage: Eukaryota; Metazoa; Chordata; Actinopteri; Cyprinodontiformes; Poeciliidae
Exons: 3
Coding region: 415-1128 (237 amino acids)
Molecular function (GO): DNA binding
Source: RefSeq, a predicted model, not a curated record
GCAGAGGUGGGGACUCGAGUCACAUGACUUGUACUCGAGUCAGACUCGAGUCGUUAAAAUCACGACUUGAGACUUGACUUGAAAAAAUGCUCAAAGACUCGGACUUGACUUUGACUUUCAUGCCAUUGACUUGGGACUUGACUCGACUUGAAGCUGUUUACUUGAAAAGACUUGAUAUUUUUUACUCAAAGUCUUAAAAUUUAAAACACAUUAUUUAUAAACUGGCGUCAUUACUUAAUUUCACUCAUUCCGUAUCAAUAUGCGCAGACCGUCACUAUGUUUUUCCUCUCUCCUUAUGUACGUAUGUGUACGUAGCUGCAGCACAACCAAUCAAAUUAACAGGAUUUGGACGUUUAAAAAAACGCGGCGAAGCUACAGAGCUCAGGGAACGAAAUACGAAAUAAUCGCUCGAAUAUGCUUCCGCGAGUAAUUUCUUUUGGCUACGUAGGUUAUGAAAUUUCGACUAAAAAACGAACUGCAACUUGUAAAACAUGCAAGAAGAGAAUAUCGGAUGGAGAUGCCACGACGUCCAACUUUGUCCGGCAUUUGAAGCUUCACAAAGAUCGAUUUGAAGAAUACCAGAUGAAUAAGAGGAUCACAAAUGAACCUCAACAGCCUUCCAUAUCACAAUUUCUGGACACUCGUGCUGGGCAGUACAGUAUGAAUCAUCCACAGCAGAAAGCCAUUACAAAUGCCUUACUACGUGACUUAAUUAUUGGUUGUAAUCUGCCCCUGUCUAUUGUGGAAAACAAGAGUUUUCGACACUUUCUGACAGUAGUCGACAGCAAAUACAGCCCAAUAUGUCGCAGAACAAUGACAUCAAAAAUAGAAGAUCUUGCUGCUGAGAAACAUUUGAUGUUAAAAACCCAGCUGAGCCAGACUGAUCAUGUUUCAGUGACAGUGGACAUUUGGUCAGACCGAAAGAUGAGGGGUUUCCUUGGCAUCACUGUGCACUGGAUACAAAAAGGAAUUGAGAGGCUCGAGGUGAGGAACCUGAUGAUAAUCAUCGUCUUGACGACCCAGAGCUCUGGCAUGACUUACCCUUGGAAGAUCAGGAAACAGUCGGUGCCUCUUUGGGAAAGAAACAUCGCCUGCAAUGUUUUGCUCACACACUUCAGCUGGUGGUGAGAGAUGGCCUGACAGAGACCAAAGUGGCAUCUCCUGCCCUUUCAAAGCUAUCUAAGCUCAGCUCACUACUGCACACAAGCACAACAUUGAAAGAUGUGUUUGAAGCUGAAUUUGGUGAACGGAAAAGCAUCCCUGCUUCUGUAAUCACAAGAUGGAAUUCAACAGUGAGACAAGUGAAGGCGGUUCUUCAAUGUGAACAUCUAAAACUCUGUGCUAUUCUUGAAAAAGCCGGGCACAAGAAGUUGUU